This is a messenger RNA of Astyanax mexicanus (Mexican tetra), 6221 nucleotides long. RefSeq names its product dual specificity phosphatase 3a (gene dusp3a). The transcript is spliced from 3 exons. The record is from RefSeq and is a predicted model, not a curated record. Lineage: Eukaryota; Metazoa; Chordata; Actinopteri; Characiformes; Acestrorhamphidae. Gene Ontology annotation, molecular function: MAP kinase phosphatase activity; protein tyrosine/serine/threonine phosphatase activity. Gene Ontology annotation, cellular component: cytoplasm. Bases 399 to 1007 code for a protein of 202 amino acids. Gene Ontology annotation, biological process: negative regulation of MAPK cascade; protein dephosphorylation.
CGCGAAAAUGUGGAGAAUUAGCCUCCAUGCUAACUAAGCGCUGGUGACUGGAUAUGGAGACAGUGCGGCCCCUUUAACUACAGCGCUCUCGCUGACUUGUUGUUUAUCGGUGCUCGGUUGCCACCCUGGUUAGUGUCGUCCUCCGCCACUCCGUGUCUGUCUCCGGAGUGUGUGUGUAAGUGUGUAUGUGUGUGUGUGUGAGACCGCCGGUGGGCGAGUCGGGGUGUGUCUGCGAGAGGAAGAAGAAGAAGAAGAAGAAGAGCGAGCAGAGCACAAAACACACACAGCCGCACGAAGAAGCUGCCGAGCGGAGGUAACUAACAUGCAGGACCGCGGGGAUCGGACCCAUCUCCGACACUGACGGUCUGUGGGCGUGUUUUUAUUGUCUUCAACAAGCCAUGAAGAAACACCAGAGCCCUGUCAAGGCGCCAGCGGAGGUAACAGUGCCUGACACCGAGGCCACUGUGCAACAACUCAACGAGCUUUUGUCCAACGGCAGCGGCUUCUACAGUUUACCAGCACAACAUUUCAACGAGGUGUUUCCGAGGAUUUACGUCGGCAACGCGUUUGUGGCCCAGAAUGUGAUGCGUCUGCAGCGGCUCGGCGUGACACACAUACUUAACGCGGCAGAGGGCAACUCCUUCAUGCACGUGAACACCAACGCCGAGUUCUACGCGGGAACUGGGAUAACAUACCAUGGAAUAAAGGCCAAUGACACUGAACAGUUUAACCUCAGUGCCUUCUUUGAAGAGGCGGCCGACUUCAUUGAUAAGGGUCUGGCACAUGCAAAUGGAAAAGGAAAAGUGUACGUUCACUGCCGAGAAGGCUACAGCCGCUCCCCGACUAUCGUCAUAGCUUACCUCAUGCUCCGACACAAGAUGGACGUACGGGUGGCCACAUCUGCCGUACGACACAAGAGGGAAAUCGGGCCCAACGACGGCUUCCUGCGCCAGCUGUGCCAGCUCAACGAGAAACUAGCCAAGGAGGGGAAGCUGAAGAGCAAAUGAUAGAGAGCUAAUACUGUAUGGUACUCUAUCCCUCCUCAGGCUCCAGAGUCCGUCUGGGGAAAGAUCAUCCCAGGCCAGCACCUUCUCCACAAAAACACACACAGACACAAACACACACACACACUCAUUCAUAGUUAAAGGUGUGUAAUUGAAGGCAGAUACAUAUAUUAUCUUUCAAAAAUUUGGAAUCACUUCCCAUAUGAAUUAUUUUACUUCAUCUACAAUAAUAUUAACUUGUAUAGAGUACAUUUAAAUGUAAACUGACAGCCAACAGGUAUUUAUACGCAUUUAUGCAAUACUGUAAGUAUUUGGGGGAACAUAAUACUCUUAUUAUCUAUUUCCUAUAAAAAAUCGUCUUAAGUAAUCUCCACUAAUAAUAUAAGACCAGUUACUUUUACCUAAACUAGAACAUCAUAAUCAUGUUAUAUAUAUAUAUACAAACUGCAGCUAUAUUGGUUUCAUAUUUUUUGAAAUAUUGAUUCCAAAUUUUGAAUGGACAUGUAUUUACAGUAUGGUAGUUUUAAUGAUCUAUAAUACAACAUUGAACAGUUUGAACAGUAAUUGAAAGGUGUAACAAUUAAUGUUACACCGGUUACAACAGAGGUGUAACAAUAAAUGUAUUUGUUCUAAACCGCCAAGGUACAUACAUCACGGUUCGGUGCAUGCAGUCAUACAGAGAAAAACAUUGUUGUAUUCCUUUGUUGUCUGCAGUAACUGAUUAUUUCCCAGUAACACAGCCGUCAAAUGAACAUUAUCAAUAAGGGUGAUCAGAUACAGAGCAACCAACUGACCCCAGAUCAGUUUCUUAACAGCUUUGUUGUGAAUCCCAGUCUUAUAGCUACAAAAAAAACACAUAUUUGACCAAAACACUGCCACAAGUGGGGUUGCUGUAACGACUACUACAAUAUGUCUGAAAUAACUUGGUGCAGAUGUUUUUUGGGAUGCACUUAUAGUCUUUUGUCUUGGCUGGAAAAAGCUUGGAAACCCCUGACUGAAGCUGUUAACCAUUAGCAAGUAAGAAACAUGCCAUGCUAGUCUUAGCUCAAGCUAAUUGGUAUAUGAAACUUGCAUGGUGGUCUGGUUGCUUUUUUCACCAUUGUACCAAAAUUGCUCUAAAUUGUAAGGUCUGUAUUGCAGUGUGCACCGAAUCGUAACUUUUGUGUACCAUUUAACCCCUAUUAACGGGUGAAAUGAUUGACCGUGAACUCAUACACACCUAAAAACACAUGCACAAAGUGUAGGUUUAUGAACCUGUAAUUCUUGUGAUUGCCAGUGUAAAUGACUAUUUCUCAUGGAAACUGAUGUUGCAGCAGUAAUGCUAAAAGAGGGGGAUGGAGUUUUGUGGGUUUUAAUCUACAACUUUUACUCUGCCUUUUUUUUUUUUUUAUUCACCAUCUCUCACAGUAACGAGUGUCACUUUAUGACCUGUUACAGUAUGUGGCUUAAAGCAUUCCUAUUGCUGCCUGUUUGUAAGUCUAACGUCUUCACCUUUUGGAGCUCUACAGCCCAGGUCACUUUAAGAGAGUGUAGAUUAGAGCACAGUCCUUCCGUAGUCUCCCACUGCCGGGAAUUUCACAAUUUAUCGAUCCCAUUCCAAUUUGAACGUGGAGGAAUUUGAUGCUUAGGCACUUGCAGUCCAAUGUACACUGACCUCUAUGAAAAAGCACCGAAAUGACCCUUUUACAGUACUCUGCUAAAUCAAUGCCCUUGUUGGUAGGAAACCAGAUUAACUCUGCAACUGAUACUACCCAUGAGAUUCCCAACACGCCAACACUCCAGCAAUGUUAUAGUUUAGACGACUGACAGGGUAUUUAAUUUUGUGUUCACAUUAGGCUUGCUUUCCUAACAAAAACAUCCAAUAUCAGCAAAACAACAAAAUAACAUUUCUGUUUCUUAGUGACUGAGGAUGGCAUGGGUGAUGUGGUAGGUUAACAUUCCGUAUUGUUCAGAAUAGCACUGUCUUGGGUACACAAUGUGCUAAUAACUAGCCAGCCAUUUACUGAACACAGACCCAUAUGUCUACAGUUGAGUAAGCAUUGUUCAUUCAGCAUCUUUGGCAAGAUUUAUGCAGCAGUGACCUAGUUAUGCGCCCCACCGGACCUUUGAAUCCUUGUUUUUGUAGAAUCACACUGCUUUGAUACGCCAGUUGCUCACUGCCAAUCCAUUUUGUCCUCCGCAAGAUCACUGUCAAGCUGUAGAGUCCAAUCACAUUAACUGCCUUUCUGCCUAUGUGUGACACACUGCCCGUGUGUUUGCUUACAUAAAUCAGCACCCCUUUAGCCUGUCAAGUCGCACUGUAUUCAAAGGAUGAGGUCUAGCCAGCCUUGGUUUUAGUAAUGUAAAGAAAGAGGGUCAAUAGUGUGUGUAGUGUUUCACUGUCACUAGCAUUAUUAGAAUAGCAAUGAGAAUUAUUGAAGCUGACCUUGUCAUUGGGUCUCAGACUGCCCUAACAGCCCUGAAUAGGAACAUGUCUUUCCACUGACUGUAAAAGAGCUCUAGCCAGUUGCUCUCAGUACAUUUCGACAGUGUGCACAAAAUGAAUCUGAGCAUAGUUAGUUUAUGGACUUCUCACUAGCAUCUAACUGAACUCAUGACCCUGGGCCUUUCCCAGUAUUUCUCUAUUUCACUAUUUUCUAAAGAUUGAGGGUACUCAUAUAUUUCACUCAACCCACUAUAGAAACUAGGCCACAUUACACCACAAGAUGCUGUUUAUUACUAUUACUCCAAUUUCUAUAUUUAUAUGCUUACAGAAAUAUAUACGUGUAUAUACAUAUUUAGGUGUUGACAUAUAUGAAUGUAUUAUAAACUGUAUAGGCAUUACAAGUACAGUAUGUAUUAACUAACAGUUAUCUUAUUAACUUAUUGUAGCCAGGAUUUGCAUCAUGUUAAUGUAUACUCCCUACAAACAGAUUAUUUUGCAAUUAUGUAUUGAUAUAAUUUAUUUAGCUGUAAAUUUUCCCUCAGAAUUUAAGUCCAUACUUUAUUAUUCUAACAAUCUGGAGCCCUACACUUGCACCCUGCACCUCAUUCUAUUGUACCUGAUCCAGCCAGUUAAAGACUUCUGAAGCAGGUUAUGGUUGGACUACUCUUUGCUAAAGGGUUUCAGAUUCUUCGUGAGCAGCGUUGGUGACCACAGGCUUAAUACAUCUUUUUUUAAUCUAGUUUAAUCACACUGAUCAUGUCUGAGAGAGAGCCAGAGUCUGUCUUCACAGCUAACACUGUCACAGGCUACCUCACAUUCCUACCAUACCUGGCUGCUCAUGUUAUAUUUAGUUCUCCAUAACCCAUAAUUCAUAAAUGUCUUUGUAAAAAAUAUUUAUAAUAAUAAUAAUAAUAAAAAAAACUAAUAUAGAUGUAUUUACAACACACAUACGAACUAUAAACAUUCCUAUAUUGUAAUCUGGAGACCUAGGCUUUUGUAAAACCUAACCUACUGUAGUUACUGAAACUUGUGUGUCGUCACAAGAAGCAUACGGUGACGAGUGUGGACUGUGCUAAGUAAAAAGGUUAUGAUAUGAAAUAUGAUAUGAUAUGCUUUACUUCCAGCUUUCCUGCACUAUGUUAACUUGAAUAUAUGGACAUCUAUAGUCUAAAUCAGAACCUAGGAUUUUCUGACUAAAGAGAACUUCACAUUUUAGGAAAGUUCUUUACUGAAUAAUACGCUUUAAUAACCCAACAUUCUUAUAAAAGUGUCUAUAAGGCAAAUGAUUUAAAAACAAAUCUCAUCAUCGACAAAUGCGGAAUGUAGGAGCCUGUAUACUCUUGGCAUUAACAUACAGUUUGUAUUUGGAUUAGGGGUGAGAAUCACAGCGCAUCUAAUGAUGAAAUAUUAUUACAAUACGUUGCUUACGAUGAUGAUAUCUCAGUAUUGUGAUUUUGCAAUACUUUAAAAAUCACAAGACAAGACAGUUCUCUACGAUACCUUAUGGUAUAAAAUACUCUUAAAUAACAAAUAACAGGAAUUAUGGACUUAUUGGUGUCAGUUUCACAGAAUUUGACAUCCAAUAUUCCAGUAACUUUAGUAAAUCCAACUGGUGGGCGAGUCUCAAGUUUAUAUAUAUAUGUUUCAAUAAAUACAAUUUUAUUUGAUGCCACGUACCAAUACAAUUUUAAUAUAUUGUCCCACACCUAUUCUGGAUCGUAUAUUAAUAAAGUUUGCCUUGUCACUUAAAUGCGUCUCCAAUGUGACUAGAUGAGAACCGAUCUUAUGUAUUGAAUUUCUAUUUUACUUCCUCUACAAAACAGUUUCUCAUCUAAAUGAUCUUAAGAUGCUGUGAACAGUGGUGGUUCUGCAGCACAGUGGAAGAAUAGAUGGUUCUCACAUUCCUGUAACAGCUGUAAUAGACAGCGUAUCCGGUUAUUUAGACAGCAGGGAAAGUCACUCUGUAAUACUUGCAUCCGAUCACUUGGAAUCUGACCACAAAAUACUUAUUCGGAUUACACUUGUGAUAAAUGUGGAUGAGAUCCAUCUCUGACCACCACCAAAUAUAGUUUCAUAUCUCAGUGUGUUUUAGGAGUGUUUGCACCUAGCUUUUUAGGUAGACAAGUGAAAUCCAAACAUGAUAUGAUCACUAAAAAUGCAUGUCAAUGCCAGGAGUAAACAGGCUGUGAUUCUGUUGGUGUCUAAAACCAGAUCCUGUUAUAUUUCUCUUAUAUUACUUGUAUAAGAGUGUCACACUAUUUAAUGCCGAACCUAGGAUUCUUCUGAAAGUCCUUCACUAUCUAAAUAUGAAAAUAUUGUAUUCAUCUAAAGGUUAUAUACUGUCUAAAAUUAAAUUGAUGUAUUUAAAAUAUUUAUUAUAUCAAACCAAUUAGAUGUUUACUUCUUUUCACUGGAAACUAAGGAUUAGACGCACUGCUUGUUGCCUGUGAGCUCCUGAUGGUGUACUAUUUUAAGUAAAUUAAUUAGUGGAGAGAAACACUGCCACCUGCUGUUGGCAAACCCCUGUGGUUUGUAUUAAAAAUGUCCUGCUAGGAUUGUUGUUUAGUAAUUCUUAUGGAGUUGUAUUGUGAAAUGUGUAAAGCUGGUAAUGGUCUACUGUAUGGCUUAAUGAUGUCAAUAGUAUUAUAACAGUGAUUGCAAUGCUGCUUGACCAUCUGUAUUUAUGUCCCAUUUUCUAUUAUGUUGUUUUUGUUUGUUUGUUCUUAUAAGGAUGCUAUGAAAUCACAUUUUGAGCUGGUCUAUGUAAACCAAACUACUAAGAUGCAAUGCUA